Molecule: messenger RNA, 1498 nt
Organism: Aspergillus fijiensis CBS 313.89
Lineage: Eukaryota; Fungi; Ascomycota; Eurotiomycetes; Eurotiales; Aspergillaceae
Product: Zn(II)2Cys6 transcription factor rglT
Exons: 2
Coding region: 99-1220 (373 amino acids)
Biological process (GO): regulation of DNA-templated transcription
Molecular function (GO): zinc ion binding; DNA-binding transcription factor activity, RNA polymerase II-specific
Source: RefSeq, a predicted model, not a curated record
CAUGACGCAGUUUGAGCCUCAGGCUGAGUGGUUUCAGACCCCACUCGCCCUGUCGGACAGCACUUUCAAUGAUACUGUGGCGCGGCCGGUGAAGAGACAUGCUGCGUGUGAUGAGUGCACGCAAGCUGAAAUGCUCCGGUGAACAAACUGGAUGCACCCGAUGUCUGAAACAAGAUCUACUGUGCCACUAUUCGGAACAGAAGCAGAUGGGACGACCGCCGAAGAAGCGCUUGCGGGAGGAAGAAGAUCCUUCGUCGCUUGGUCUUGAUAACGGGCUAUGGAGCGCAGAUGCGGAUCUCGGUCAUAUUCUGUCAACUGAUACUGUGGGAAUGGGGAUCCCACCGAGGGACACUUUACCGUCAGGGAUUGCAGCUUAUACACCACAGACGACCCCUCCUGAUCCCGUGGCAGACGACACCCAGAGCCCACCGAGUCGCAUGGAUCUUGCAACGCCUCUGAACUGUGUACCGACGACCACCACUCCAUGGCCCGACUUCUCCAGUGUCUCUGCGGCGACAGCUAGUCUGACACCGCUCCCGCCGGACGUGUCAUAUCCAUCCCCCGACCCCGCCGAUUCGCCCGACCAACAAUGUUCAUGUCUAUCACGUCUCUACCUAUGCCUCAGCCACCUGUCCUCCCUCGCCCCCUUCCCGAUCUCGCAGCACACCUUCUGCUCAUUAUACAUCGCGGCGCGAACAGCCAGGGAGGUCAUCCGCUGUCGAAUAUGCCCCUUGCGCUUCAGCACGGGGAUGCAGAAUGUCAUGUGUACCGGGACUCUGCUCGCGGUCAUUGCCGAUUCAUGGCUCCGCGUUUACAAGGCCAACCCCGUGGAUCUGGGCAAACAGUCGACGUCUCCUGCAUACGCCGCGACGGUCGAACAGUCGCUCAAUCCGGUAGCCGGCUGGAAAGACUGGCUACGGCAGACUGUCCGAGGCGGAGUCGUCGGCGGGCCCUACGACCCGGUUGGCUCCCCGCAAGUCACGGAGACACCCAGUCUCCUCGCCCUGAUUGAGGAGAUGGAAGCACGCCAGCGAUCGUGGCACCAGUCGCAUCCACUACCUGCGGAGGAGCGCCUUCUACCCGUCCAAAACUGUAGUACAGGGGAGAGCGAACUGCUAUGCCUACGCGUCAUCAAGAGCGCGAGGGAGGUCAUCGCCAAAUUCGGAUUCGAGCCCUCCGAUUACCCGCAAGGAACGACGCCUGUGACGAGCGGGAUGUAGCUUGUGGUCAUCCGCGACAACAUGUGUGCAUGAUAUUGAAGCGUAAAUCUGUUCUACCGAUACCAUUAUGUUAUUUAUGCAGACGAUAAGAUAUUCGAAUAUAUAGUUAUCUACCCAUGCUGGUGCAAUGGCCUGCUAUCCUGGUCUAAUACCUGGCACCUGUACCUAGUACCUGGAAACUACCUAUCUCGACAUGACUACUAAUAUGUGCAUCUAUCCCAAGACCUAGCUAGUGGCUACACCUUUAGCGAAUAUGCCUAUACUUCUGCAGAACAAUA